AUGCUGACCGGCUCUGCGCUCAUCAAGGCGCUCAAGGCGCCAAAGGAGGAUCCGAACCAGCGAAAAAUCGAUCUCGCGACCGAGGCGUGGAACGACGCCGACCUCCUCAUUCCGAGGAAGGCAGAGGUGCUCGCCGACUGGGUGCUCGAGGCGUGGACGCGGUCCAAGCCGGGACCCAGUAGUCCGCUGCUCGACUCGAAAUACCACCAGCUUCUCAUCCAUGUCUACCCCAGCUGCCCCGUUGCGCCGACCGCCCAGAUUGGCCUUCUCUCCAGCUACGUCCAGUCCGUCGCCACGGCUGAGGCUUGCAGCUCGGACUUGGCGGAGGUUGUUGGACAGAGCCUCCCCCUGCUCCUCCGUGGGCAGAAGGCUGAGGCUUGGGCGGAGCAGUGGGGGAAGCUCGUUGAAGUGCUGGCCAAGAAGGACAUCGCGGUCGAUGCCCUCCGACCAGUGGUUGAGCUAGUGUGCGACCAGCUCGCAACGUCUCUCGCCGGUACCCCGAACCCGAAGAAGACUGUCGAGCCGUUGAAGGUCGCUGUGCGCGCCCUCAUCGGAGACAACUCAAAUGCUGAGGCUGGCCCGUCGAAGCCGAAGCUCUCUGAUCCUCGACCGGUUCUCGCUGCGGUUCCGCAUCUAUUCUCGGCGUUCGUCGACUCGACGCUGCACAACCGCUACACCCUCUACGGCAAGACCUCUAGCGACCGACCGAUCGACGUAAUUGUCGCCGAUCGUGUGCGAACAGCGAUUAUCUCCGGCAUCAGCGCUUCUCUUGACCUCGUGAACGGCAUUGAGGGGCAGCUGAAGAUCGACUCAAGCUCGGCACCUUUGCUUCAGGCGAUCUGGACAGCGCGCUUGGCGCUCUGGCGGAGAUUGCAGGAGUGGGGCGGAUACCUGGAGUCGGACACGUCAGCCAGUGAUCUCGUCACGAAAGCGGCCCGACAAGCCUCGGCGGCUCUCUCGCAGUACGGCGCCUCCGAGCCGAAUGCGACGGAUGAGGGAAUUGCCGGACCCGUUCUGCGAACAUUAACGGCGCUCGAGCAGCUGGACCACGACCGAACACAGCUCGAAACGAGUGUACUGGCGUGGUGUCUUGCCAGCCCGCCGCGAGUACACGUUCCGGCUCGUGAGCUACUCGCCGCCCUCCUCAAGUUCCACUCUCUCACCCACUCACUGCCGAAGUACUUCAACCUGAUCAUUGUGUCGCUCGAGGAGCUGUUCGACGCGAAGCUGCCCCAGGAGGCUCUCGAUGCGCUCUACACUCUGGUUGCCACGGGACCGCUUGUCGACAAGUCGUACCAGUCCGAGCUGUCUGGCGCUGUCCGGUUGACGAACCUUGGAGGACGAAGAGGCCCGACGUGGGCAGGUCUGCUGAACGAUGUUGCAUCGCACGUCACCUCGGCGCUGGAGGGCAAGCUGGGCGCUGCCUCUGCGCGAUUGGUUGGCGAGCUCAGCCGUCUCGCCAAGAUCGUUCUCGACGCUGGCGCUUUCGCCAAGCCUGGUGACGGAGAGAUUGAGGCUGCGGUGGGACACACGGCGAAGGCGUUCGAGGUACCGCAAUCGGAUGAGGAGCGCCCGAAGAAGAAGCGCAAGAGCAACGCCGGAGGCGACGAUGCUCUGGACUACGUGAACGCGGCGAGGCUGCGUGUGGCCCGAAGCGCUCGUCUGCUGGGUGCCGACGUCCACGUUAGUGGCGCCCUUGCAGAAUCCAAGUCGGCUCUCCCGGAACUGAGGUUCGAGACUUACCUGUACACCGCUCUCGCCCUUAGCCCUGACGACUCGGAGGCCGUCGACACCGCCCUUUCCACUCUCGACCACAAAUCGGUGCCGUGGUCCGGACGAGACGCCAGCGUCAAGAAGGACUCUCUGGCUGCUGCUGCGUGGACUAUCGUUGCCGAGCUUGGCAUCAGUGUCCUCGAUGCCGCUGCGAACCAGCAGCAGCUGGAGAAGCUUGCCGAGAUCAUCUUGAGCCGGGCACAGCCUGUCGAGUCGAUCGACGAGUUCUCGACGCCAGUUGCUCUCGCGCACAUCCUCUCUACUGCGGAGACGUGGGAGCUGCCGAACCUGCGUUCUGCACUGCUGAAGGCGUUGGUCGGCGCGUCUGCUUCGAAGGGCAGCGCCACUGGCGUGUUCACCGUGCUGACCGCCUGUCCCGCUCAGUGGCUUAGCAAGGGUGCUCGUAACCAGCUCCUGACGGCCGCCUAUCAGCUUGACGCCGAUCUGAAGGGCGAGGAGCGUGCGGUUGUGCGAUCGUGGCUCGCUCGUCUGGCUAGCGUCGACGUCUUUGGCCCUCUUGACUAUGAUAUCAUCAAGACGCUGGAUAAGACGUCCGAGGGAUGCGAGGCGGAGACGACAACGCUUCUCCAGCUCGCGUUCACUCACUUCGUCAAGCAGUUCGGCACCGACCCGAAGCCGCUCGAGAAGCUUGUCAAGUCGGCAGCAUCCUAUCCGUCCAAGAGCUUCCCGACGCGACGCACGGUGCAGACGCUUUUGACCUGUCUGUCCUCUGCGUCCCUGGACCGUCUCGCCAGCCUGAAGGACAAGCUCGUUGGACUCGAAUCGUCGGUGCGGAAGGCACUUGAGCCCGAGGUCAAGUCGGCUCUCGCUCACCCUGAGGACAAGACGGACCUGUUCGCUGCCUGGCGCGCGCUGGAGACGUACAGCCGUUGGCUCGGUGUCGAGACCAACGACACGAUCGGCCGUGACCUGCUUCGCUCCCUCCUCGCCAAUCCGGCCACUGUCAACCGUGAGCUCGCCGCCGCUGCGCUUGAGCUCAGCAGUGGACUGGAUGUGCUCGCGGCGUACAUCGUACUCCCGUGCGCCCUCGACCAGGCGAUGACCAACUGGGCACGCCGCCUCGAUGCCUCCGCCUACUCGGAGGCGCUCGACUCCCUGAUCCCCCUCAUUCAGGCAGCCAACGACGUGGAGAAGACUCGCGCUCUGCGAGCUGUCCGAAUCCUUCUCUCUGUUCCCGUCGAGGGCUCGGGUCGUGUUAUCGCCGCGGCCCUGCCCUCACUUCUCCUCGCUGUCGACUCGGCGUCUCGCUCCCGAUCACUUGACGUUCUUCAGGCUGCCCUCCAGGUGCUGAACGCGCUCACGAGCGAUCGUAUCGGUGUCGUCCGCGGUGGCGACGUGGCGCAGAUCCUCUCCACGCUUUCGGCCGUCAUCACUCCCGACUCGGAGAAGGCUGCUGCCCCACGACCGGAGCUCUUUGCUCUCGCUCUGGCGCCCGUCAUUGCGCUCGUCCGCCAGCGCCCAGAGCUGCUCCCGCCAUUCCUCCCAGCCCUUGUUGGUCUCCUCGCCGGCUUCUUUGCUCUUCUGCAGCGCCCGCGUUUGUCGGGCUCCGCGGCCGCGCAGGCCAAGGCUCGUGCCAGGCAGCCGUACUGGGUUGCAGGCGAGGCUGAUGCUGACGCGCACCUGCUCGCGCGAGCUAUGACUGCCCUCGCGACCGCGAAGGUGAAGCAGGGCGAGGGCGCAGAGGCAAAGUCUCUCGCCGCCCCUCUGGCUAAGCACGCCCCCGCGGUUUUGGUCGCCUACGCUCGCUCCGCGUCGGAUGCCUGGAUGGGUCUCUCGCCGCAGGUGCGCAAGGCGCUCGAGCAGGGGCUGUUCAGCGUGUGUGAUAUCGUCACUGCUGGAGGGCGUGCGGACGGUCGAGGAAGGGAAGGCGAGGGCGUCGGCGUGCCCUUUGGCCUGGGUGAGGGCAACGGUGAGGCUGAGUGGGAGGUGUGGAGGAGGCUGUGGACGACAUGGAGCCAGAAGAGGUACACUGGACGUGGAUAG
Molecule: messenger RNA, 3777 nt
Organism: Trichosporon asahii var. asahii CBS 2479
Lineage: Eukaryota; Fungi; Basidiomycota; Tremellomycetes; Trichosporonales; Trichosporonaceae
Exons: 3
Coding region: 1-3777 (1258 amino acids)
Source: RefSeq, a predicted model, not a curated record